This is a messenger RNA of Morus notabilis, 1218 nucleotides long. RefSeq names its product G patch domain-containing protein 8. The record is from RefSeq and is a predicted model, not a curated record. NCBI's taxonomy places the organism in Eukaryota, Viridiplantae, Streptophyta, Magnoliopsida, Rosales, Moraceae. Gene Ontology annotation, molecular function: nucleic acid binding. The coding region runs from base 111 to 1019 and encodes 302 amino acids. The transcript is spliced from 8 exons.
CGAAACAUAGUCCUUCGAACUAAAACGCCAUUAGUGACAAAUCGCGCGAGUUCGAGAUCCUCAGGCAGCAGAAGAAGUGGCUUUCUCUCUUUGUCCCAAGGCGUGACAAUAUGGAUCGCCGCUGGUACAAUGGCAGACAAGAGACGGGCAUCAGAGACAAACAGCACUACGACAAGGAGCAGGCAUAUGAGGAAUCACUUAUUGAAGAUUUGGCUGAGGAAUUUCGCUUACCGAGCAACCACAGGCCAACCGAAAAUGUAGACCUGGAUAAUGUGGAACAAGCAUCAUUAGAUAAACAGUUGAAUUCAUCUAAUGUCGGAUAUAGGCUUCUGCAGAAAAUGGGGUGGAAAGGAAAAGGUCUUGGGAAGGACGAGCAAGGGAUAAUUGAACCAAUAAGAUCUGGGAUUAGAGAUGCAAAAUUAGGGGUUGGAAAGCAAGAAGAAGAUGACUAUUUUACUUCAGAAGAAAAUAUUCAGCGAAGAAAACUUGAUGUUGAGGUAGAAGAGACCAAGGAACAUGCGAAGAAGCGGGAGGUCUUAGCAGAACGUGAGCAGAAAAUUCAAAGUGAGGUGAAAGAGAUACACAAGGUGUUUUAUUGUGACCUCUGCAACAAACAGUACAAGUUAGCAAUGGAAUUUGAAGCGCACCUUAGCUCAUACGAUCACAACCACAGAAAGCGUUUUAAAGAAAUGAGAGAAAUGCAUGGUGCAAGCAGUCGAGAUGAUCGCCAGAAACGAGAACAGCAACGUCAAGAGAGAGAGAUGGCUAAGUUUGCUCAAAUGGCCGAUGCCCGCAAGCAGCAGCAGCUGCAACAGCAACAAGAGGAAUCUAGUUCUGCUCCAGUUUCGGCUGAAGCAAGAAGUGCAUCUGUACUUGGAGAUCAGGAUCAAAGGAAGGCUUUAAAGUUCGGGUUUUCUUCGAAAAGUAGCACUUCCAAGAUAUCAUUUGGUAGUGCUGCAAAGAAGCCGAAAAAAGCUGUUGCCUCGGUUUUUGGCAAUGAUAGUGAUGAAGAAAAGUAGAAGAUAGGAGAGUCCCUUUGCAAUUGGGUGUUCCUUUUAUGCCCUUAUAGUCAAACUGGCCUGUAUUUUACGUUUUCCUUGGUGUAUUUGUACUGUGCAUCAUUUGCAGUUUUUGCACUUGAACCAAAGUAUUGGAGUACAAGUACUUUUAUUUGGAAGCAAGGGUGUUUUUGAAACGGCUUUAAUUCGUCUUUUGCAA